UGCAGCGUGAGGAUGGUCUUCACUACGAGCAGAUUAUGGCUUUACGGUGCCUUCAUGCGGCUGUUAGUCGGGUGGAUACACCAGAAUAUGAUGCAUCUCCAGAAACUAGACGAGGGAGCUCCAGGUCUGAAGCAUCAGUUGAGACUCGACGAUGUUAUAGCUUUCAUCAGGCAGGGUUUGGGCUUUCCUACAGGCCAAAGGAUUUUUCUUUCAUGGUACUUUGACGAGGCAAACAGGGCUUCGAAGGUUGGGGAGGCGACGUGGUUACAGGACAUGUUUUCUGCAUACGUCUCCUGGUUCGCAUCCAAGCGUGCCUCGGACACGCUUGUGCUGUUUACGGCAGCGACCACACGGUAUUCUGCAGCAUCGCUCGCCAGGAGGGCGCAAACGCUUUACAUUCCGCUCCCGCCCUUGACUAAUGACGACGUCUAUGACAUCGUUCAGGAAUUCUUCGACCGGGUGGCGAGCUCAGUUCGCCAAGGGGCACGCAUCGAACUGAGCAACGAGUGGAAGAAGGUCCUCCGCUUUGCUGGAGGCAAUCCGAGGAUUGUCUCAUUCCUUUUGAAGGGGCUGGUGUCACGAAGUUUUGGCGCGAUCCCACUGGAGAAGUUCAAUAUGGAGCUGCAGAAGGGAUUAGUUGUGACAAGAGCCAGGGCGUUGGUUGAGAACGCAUCAAAUCUGUUUGUCAACUCAGAGAUUGACCUUCAAGGCAGUCCAGAACGCAUGCAGAGAGUCAUUCCAGGUGCUAAAGCUAGUCUGAUGCUGAAGGCCAUCUACAUUUCCCAACUUGGAACUAUCGUCAGACGUGCAGACAAGGUAUGGGACGGGCGCUUUGAAGAUACUUGGGGUGAUUUAGAAGGUCAAGGUAUUGUGGGUUUGGUAGAGAUAGAGCGAGGGCCUCCCACACGUCCCCCACGGAAAGCAUGCAAGGUGUUUUCGGGUCUCGCUCCAAAUGCGCGUGUCAGGUACUCUCCCAUUGCAGCUUACUCUUUGGCACUGGCCGACUCCAUCCCAAAAGGAUUAUGGCCCGAUUUGACAAACGAUUCCUGGGCUGUAAAGGAGGACUCAGACGUCCUUGGGUUCACAUUCAUGCUUUGGCUGAAAACACACUUGGAUGGCGGUCAAGAAUUCAAGCUCAGGGACAUCAUACCUUCCCACUCAAGCUUAAGUGACUACCUGGAUGGUUUAAAUCUUCAAUUGCCUUUGCCACCUGAGGAACUAGAUUGGACAAUCUGUCAGCCAGAGGUGCUACCAACAUCAAGAGCAGAGUCGUUAGAGCUUAUGGCUGGGGAUCCUAAAGCUUUUAUAUUCUCUCUCAAGAAGAAUAUGUAUGUGGACGCUAUCAUAAGGGUACAAAAGAUAUGCAGAAGCAAGGCACCACAGGAUUGUUUUAUCUUGAUUGAGAGCAAGUACAGUUGGAAUGAUCAGAACACUCUUGGUAACAUGAUGGAGAAAGUAUGCCAUAACAUCCAAGACUGGGGGCUUAAAAUGGAGGAGGUGAUUCAUAUAUAUUGGUUGGAUGAAAAAACUACCACUGCAUGGAAUGCACAAGUUGAAGGAUGGACUCCACAAAAUCUUAUACUUGGUAGCUUUUCUAGUGAGAGUCCAUUUGAAUUGCUUACUUGUAUUUAACAU
Molecule: messenger RNA, 1635 nt
Organism: Selaginella moellendorffii
Lineage: Eukaryota; Viridiplantae; Streptophyta; Lycopodiopsida; Selaginellales; Selaginellaceae
Exons: 3
Coding region: 13-1632 (539 amino acids)
Source: RefSeq, a predicted model, not a curated record